Messenger RNA from Helobdella robusta, 6162 nucleotides. RefSeq lists its product as hypothetical. The record is from RefSeq and is a predicted model, not a curated record. Lineage: Eukaryota; Metazoa; Annelida; Clitellata; Rhynchobdellida; Glossiphoniidae. The transcript has 36 exons. Gene Ontology annotation, molecular function: protein binding. Bases 1 to 6162 code for a protein of 2053 amino acids.
AUGUACAACAAAAAAUGUUUGAAAGUGAAUCUUGGAAAUUGCAAAAUGAAAUGUACGUCUGUUUGUACGCUUGUAGUACGCGCAGAAAUCGUUUUCAAGGUCAUAAAUAAGGAAGGUGAAGGUCACGCGGUUCGGUCAUUCAGGUCAACCUUUAAUAAUAUGAUGCUCACAAUCGACCAAUCAAAAUCGAGUAGAGCCGGUGAUUAUGACGAUAACAAUGACAAAGAAACGAUCAUCAUAGACAACAUGGACGGCAAGCAGAGUGCGGAGGACUUUUUAGUGCGACCACAAUUUGAUCGUUCCAUAGUUUUGGAAUCUGCGUUCAACCCUGGUCAUUAUCUGGCUCUUGAAGGUCACGGACGAUGUUUCCAAUCCACUGUUGUUGAUGAGUGUUCCAAGUUCUGGAUCGAGUUGAAAGGAACGUUUAAAGACGGCAACCACAUCAUAUUCCAUUCGUCCAUCGUUCAAUGCCUUGCUGUUCAGACUUCUAUGAAAGUCACCGCGCUCAAAAAUAACCAAUUCAAACAACAUCCACAACAACUGCAUCGUCAACAACAGCUACGACAACAGCAGCAGCAGUCACCUUUCCAGCUACAACAUUUCCACAACACCACUUUCAUCAAAGACAACAAGCUGCAGCCAACACAACAUCAUAAAAACAUUGGCGCACUAACAACUCUUGCAACAACGCAACCAUUGCAGCAUUACACAAAUAACAACUCAGCCACGACAUCAAACGACGACAACAACAACGAGAAUGUAUCGGUCUGGAUAGCUCACAAAGUUGAGAAGCACAUCUACCAGCUGGAGAGCAAGAGGCAUUCUGGAAUGUUCCUGUCGGCGUCUGCGGCCAGAUCUGUCGAUGCUCUCGGCGGCAAGGACGACGUGGGAAGUUGUUUCAAACUUCACCCACGUUACAGCACAUGUGGUUGCAUCAUGUUGGAAUCCAUGUUACAUCCUGGUCACUUUGUGGCGGUCACUAGUUCCGGAAAUUUGGGAUUGAUGAGGCUGAAGGUUGAUGCUGCAGAAUGUGACAGAACCUGCAGAUUCUAUCCUCAAUUAAUGGGCCAGCCAGCAGUCACAAACGCACUGUACUAUUUAACGCCACAGGGAAUGUUCGUCCCUCUCAACAUCCAGUUCUUCAAUGAUAAGAUCGAUGAUGAUGACAACAAUGAUGACAAUAUUCGCGACAAUGAUGUUGGUCGUUAUAAUGGUGAUGAUAACGACAACAAUGAUCACCGAGCUGGUAGUGAUGACGACGAUGAAGAUGAUGAUUUGUUCGUGCCAACAGCCAGAAACAAAAAAGAGGACUGGAUUGUAUCGCUGACGACAUCAUGCAGCCUGCAGGACGCUGACGUCAUGUUGCACCUUUACGGCGAUGAUGGUUACUACGGUCCUAUCAUUCUGGGGGGCAACAAUCCGGGCAGUGCCAGAGGGGAUCCUGGUGGAAGAAAUUUGGCGAGUGUUCGAAGAAUGGAUGGCACCAGAGAUUUGUUCAGUAGCGGAAAUGUUGAUGAGUUCAAGAUUCAGGUCCCAAGAAGCACAGGUGAGUUGUUCAAAGUCAGGUUGGAGCUGAUCACACAGGGGGUGGGUCUUCAGGCCAGGUGGAAAGUUAACAUGGUACUUAUGGGGACAAUGCUGCUGCAGCUGAGGAACAUGUCGACAUUGAAGACGUUGAAGUUCCGCUUCGAUCGUUGGCUGUCGCGACGGGAAGAUGAUUGCGACAUCGUCAGGGAGAUGCCUGUUGUCAGGCUGCUAGGCAACACACUGCCAGUGACCAGUUAUUUGGUUGAGACGUAUACAGGCGGUUGCAAGCACAGCGAAUAUAUAAACGACAUCAACAGCAACAACAACAACAGCAUAGAUAACUACAUUAAAAAUUACAUCAACAACAACACAAACAUCAGCAACUCAAAAUCCCACAAAAAGCUGAUAAAUGUUUACAUCAACAUGUUUGGAGAGCACGGAGAUUCAGGGAGGAGGUUGUUGUUCAAAUCAAAUAACUGGGUCAAGUUUGUUAUGGGCCAGAGAGACGAGUUUCGAAUUGAAUCGGUCCAUCUGGGAACUUUAAUGAGGUGUGUGGUGACCUGUGAAUUCAACGAAGAGGAACAUUCUGACAAUGGGAACGAUGAUGGUGAUGAAGAUGAUGAUAAGUAUCGAUGGUGUUGUAAUAAGAUUGUUGUUACGUACAAGUGCAACAAAGAUGAUGACGACGACGACGAUGAUGAUGUUCGCAAGAAGGCUGAUGAUGAAAACGAGGAAAUAGUGAUGUUCCCUUGCAACAAAUGCUUCCACGUCAAAAACAAGCGUAGAAUGAAGAUUGAAAAAGUUCUCAAACCCUUCAAAUCCAAUGGGGCAAGUCCUUACAUUAGGAAUCCAUCCAACAAGCCAAAACAACCAGUUUUUAAGUUAGCUCACAAGACGAAUCGCGCGUCUAGAAUUCCAGUGCAUAAAGAGAGAAAACGUUUAAAAGUUGCAAACAAUCCGCCAAUCCUUCUUCACGACCUGGAGAGAACAAUGUCUGAUCAACUAAAACAACAACAACUUCAACAACUACAUCAAUCUUUGCACCAACAACAGCCACAACUGCAAAAACAACUACCAGAAGAAUUUAUGUUGCAAAAGAACUUGUCCGGAGUUUCAGAAAGAAGCAAUGAUGAAAAAAUAUCAUCUGAUGAAGAUAUUAAUAAACUACAUGAAGACAAUAACGAUAACGAUAAUAAAGUCGAUGGUAGCAGUGAUAAAAACGAGGAUGUUGAAAAUGAUGAUUCUGAUACUGUUGACGAGCAAGAAAAUGACGAAAGACUCGAUGAAAAUGAUAAAAAUGAUGAUGACGUCAAACCUUUGAUUGAAGCACCAGCCACUAAGGAGUCCAAGCAGCAUUUGUUAGGUGAAUGGAAUUUAUAUCUACUGUUCAGAAAUAAAAAUCUUGUCUUUAAUAAUAAUAAUAAUAAUAAUAACAAUAAUAAUAAAAGUGCCGACGACGACGAUGAUGUCACUGUGAAAAAAAUGAUUCAAACAUGUUAUAAAACAGCGGUAAUAUACAACAAUGAUGGAGAGAAAGUUCAUCUGUCGUUGAAUGAAUGCAAGGUCAGGUCGCCUACGUCUGGUUGGGGGCUUGGACCUGUCGCCAAGUUCAAGGUGACCUUCAAGGAGUUCUUCCGGAACUUUCACAAACUGAGGAUAGGUGUGCAGUUUGUUUCACGAAAUCUUAAUUGUUACAAAACUAUCAAACUUAAAAAGGUUAUUUUGAAGCACAAAUUUAACGAGACCACAUUCGAGUUCUCAAAAAAUGAUAUCUAUGAUGUAUCCAAUGAGAGAAAAAUAAAUAACAAUAAUAAAAACAAAACAAAAAGUAAUAAUGAUGACAUUGAUGACAAUAAUGAUGAUGACAACGACAAUGAUGACGGCAAAGAUGGAUGGAUGGAGUUGCCUGUAAAAACAUCAACUUCUGGUAUCAACCUCACUGAAAUUAACAUUAGUGAUAAUGAUAACAACAACAAUAACAACAACAACAAUAACAACAACAAUAACAACGAUGGUUACAGUAAAGUUUUUAAAGACAUUAACAUAAAGGACGAAUGUGUUCUUAUAGAAGAGACAAUGUUAAUGAGAGACCCAAUUAUCACCUACCACAUCAAAGUCUUCAUCACCAAAUCGAAACUGAAACAUAAAAAGUUGGGAAAACCCAUAAUGAUGGAUGCAAAUUUGUACGGAAGUAAAAGUGAUUCUGGGAUGAGGACGAAGAAGAUGACGACAAUGAUGAAGAGGGUUAAUCGCUAUGAUGAUAAUGACAUCAAGGAUGAUGGUGAUAAAAAUAAAGACGCCGACAAAGAAAUCAUGGAAACGUUGGAUAUAAAAGCAGUCCACCUUUCUGCCUUGCAAUCCCUACUCAUCGGUUUCCACUUUAAAAAUAAUGACAACGGUGAUGAAGACGAUGAUGAGGAUGAUGAUUUAAAAAUUUUCGUUAACCAUGUUAUCGUCACUUACUCAUAUUCCUCAUCGUCCUUCUCGUCAUCAUCAUCAUCAACAACGUCAUCAGCAACAUCAUCAUCAACAACAUCAACGUCUGCCAAAAAGAGUUACAGCGUUUAUUUCAAGUGCAAUGAUUUCAUCAGCGUAGUCCCCUCUUCAUCUUCCUCACCAUCUUCCUCAUCAUCUUCCUCGUCUCCACCCUCUCCUGGAAAGUCUCAAUGCAAGAUGUUGUACCCGGGGGAAAGGGAUGACGUCACAGAACCUUCCAAAGCUGCAAACCCGAAAGAAACAUGGAAAGUAACUAUCCGGGCGGGGAAAUUUGCUGACGAUGACGACGACGACGAUGACGAUGAUUCUAACGAUAACGAUGCAACAAAUACGAACAACAACAGUAACAACAAAAACAACAACAAUAAUAACAAUAACAACAACAACGCCAUUUUCGUUGAUGAAUUUUUCAGGAAACCAGCCUCAUUCCGACAGCAUCCUAGCUACAAAGUACAUCCUGAGCCAUUAAAAGGCAGUUUGGCGUUAGUGGUGUACGGUGAUGAUGGAGUGAGUGAAGUGAUGAGGAUGAAGAUGUUGACGGGGAGGAGUCAUCUUUUCAUGCAAGGCCAAGAGUUGCUGUUUGAAGUUACAACGGAAAACACGAAAUUAGGCAACCCGUACAAAAUUAGAAUAGGAAUCGAUGAAGAUGAUGAUGAUGAAGAUGAGAGGACGUGUGAAAACUGGCUGAUUGGAACUGUGACAAUAUACCAGCCAGCAAGCCAAUCAUCGUUCAUGUUUGAGGUGAACGACCGAAUGAUACGCAAUGAUUGGUUCGAUGGAUGGGUGGAGUCAUCCUUAUCAGAAUGUUUGACCAACCAGCAAUCGUCUGAUAAUGACAUCAUCACUCGACUUCCAGUACUACUGUACACCGUUAAAGUACACACAUCUCAGUUUAUUGUACCGAUGCACGUAACCUCAAGAUGUUUUGCAUACAUUAUGUUAAUUGGUGGGCGGGGCGAUACAGGCUGGAGGCGAUUGAUUGACUUUAAGAACCAGAGUCACCUCUUUGAAGCUGGAAAAGUCCAAACCUUUGAAGUGGAGGCGGUAGACCUAAAAAAUAUAACCGAUGUUGUUAUUGGUCACGAUUUUGACCAACCAGAAUGCAGGUGCCUCAUAGAUGGCGAAGGUAAAACUAAAAAGUACGAGAGAUCGUUCAGCGUUGAAAACUUCAAGGCAGACGAAUGGUCCUUCUACGUAUACAACAAGAUGAACAGGCACGCAACAAAACAACUGCCUAGCAACAUCACGACAACAACGUCAACGAGCAGACCUGAGCAAAUGCUCAUCAACGAUUUGUUGCUGGUUCUUUACGGCAGCAACGGAUGGACUGAAGAAAUGGAAGUAACAGCUGUCGAUAUGCAGCUGAAGAAGGAUGAACGAGAUAGUGACGUCAUGUUUUACAUCAAAAAAUUCAAAUUUAAGGAGUGGUUCUUCGCAAGCGUGGGUGACUUUUAUAAGUUGAGGUUGGGAUUUCCAGAGAAGUUGAAUGACAAGGUUCAUUGCUACAUCGAAGAUAUAAUAAUAAGGAACGACACGAAACACCUGAGUUACGCAUUCCACAUGGAUGCAUUCAUGCAGAGGAACGAACAGAGCGAUGGUUGGAAGGAGGUGCCCUGCCUCACACACGCUGCAUACUUGCACAACAUCUGCGAAACUCACCUCAUAGAACUGUCUUCAAGGAAACCGUUACCCGUGCUCUCAUACGGUGUACAAGUUCAAACCGGUCCAUCACCGAAUUCCGGCACAGAUGACGUCAUCUUCUUGGAAAUAUUUGGCACAAGAGGCAGCACAGGAAGAAGAAAGCUUCUCGAAAAUUAUGGCGAAUUUCCGGAUAAAAACUUUAGGGACGGCCAGUUGGAUGUUUUUGUGAUCGAAGCGGUGGACAUUGAGAGGGUGGAGAAGAUUCACGUGGGCAGAAUGAAUGUAACCCCGCCUUCAUCAUCGUCGCCAACAUCAUCAGCAGUAUCGCCACGGAGUAACAGUGGAUGGUUUGUGGAUAGCAUAUCCAUUGUCGUCCUAGCAAACCACAUCAUCAAUGUCUUCAAGUUCCACUGCUCAUGUUUCAUAACACCAGACGAACCAGUGAAAGAGUUCUUCUUGACAGAUUUUGAACAGAUGAACGAGAACGACGUAAAAUGA